Molecule: messenger RNA, 1445 nt
Organism: Drosophila innubila
Lineage: Eukaryota; Metazoa; Arthropoda; Insecta; Diptera; Drosophilidae
Gene: Ama
Product: protein amalgam
Exons: 1
Coding region: 174-1154 (326 amino acids)
Biological process (GO): synapse organization; homophilic cell-cell adhesion
Cellular component (GO): plasma membrane; neuronal cell body; axon
Molecular function (GO): axon guidance receptor activity
Source: RefSeq, a predicted model, not a curated record
GGUCGUGUCAGUCGAGCAGCGAACGUGAAGCGCAACUGACAAACGCACAAAACUAAACUAAAGUAAAAAUAAAUAAAAUAAAAUAAAAUCAAAUCAAAUAAAAUAGACGCAAGCGGCGCAUUGAACUCGAGUUAAUCGAAAUCAUUUGUGAAAUUAUCAGCAAACGGAGAAGUAUGACAAAGUGUUGGCUCUAUCUGUGUCUGUUGUGGAUCACAACUGUCGGUGCCACGGCGCCCGUUAUCAGCCACAUUAGUCAGGAUGUGGUGGCCAGCGUGGGAGACAGCGUUGAGUUCAACUGCACAGUGGAGCACGUGGGUCAAAUGACCGUUAGCUGGGCCAAAACCGAUCCCAGCUCGGCUGUGGUGCUCAGCAUGCGGAACAUGCUCAGUCUGCCCGAUCAGCGGUACAACAUCAGUGUGCUGAAGAAUCCCAGCAAGGAUAGUGCCAUCUAUAGCUUUCGCAUACGUCAGAUCGAGGUCAACGAUAUGGGUCCCUACGAGUGUCAGGUGAUUGUGUCUUCCUCCGGCAAGGUAACCAAAAAACUCAAUCUACAGAUCAAGACGCCCCCCGUGAUCCUGGAGUCAACGCCAAGGAGCAAGCUGGUCACCGAGGGACAGAACCUGGAGGUCAGCUGCCAUGCCAGUGGCUUUCCCGCACCCACAAUAUCCUGGGCACGUGUCGGACACGCCAUAAUGCCCGCCGGAGGACAGCUACUGAACGAGCCGACGCUGCGCAUCAAGACGGUGCAUCGCCUGGAUCGCGGAGGUUAUUACUGCAUUGCCCAGAACGGCGAGGGUCUGCCGGACAAGCGUCUGGUGCAUGUGGAGGUCGAGUUCCGGCCUGAGAUUUCCGUCAGCCGACCCAAGGUGGCCCAGAUGUUGUCGCAUACGGCGGAACUCGAGUGCAGCGUACAGGGUUAUCCGGCGCCCACUGUGGUCUGGUUCAGGAACGGGGAGCAGUUGCAGUCACGUCGCCGGCACGAGAUCUCCAACACGGCGUCCUCCUCGGAGACGACCACAUCGGUAUUGCGCAUCGACAGCGUGUCGGAGGAGAACUAUGGAGACUACUAUUGCAAUGCCACCAACAAGUUGGGUCAGGCCGACGCACGGCUGCAUCUCUUCCAGGUCUUCAUACCGGUGCCCUCCUCGUCGUAGUCAAUUUUCGGGCUUCUGUUUCUGUUUCCCACACACUAAAAAAAGACUUGAAUACCUACUUUAAAUUUUUGGGCAAUUGACUGGACGCAGUGUCCACUCGGAUGCUGUCUGUAGAACUUAUUAUUAAUGAUUCAUUCAAUUAACUCUGAUUCCGAUUCACUUGAUGCAUGUGUAUGUACGUGUAUAUCCAUCCCAAUCUUUGUGCCUUAAGAACUCGCUAUCCAACUGCCUUGCAUGUAUGGCUCUCGUGUUUCUCAUAUAUAAAUAAACAUAUUAUAUAAACAAGUCUUA